ACGCUGGAGGACGUUGGAUCCCUUGGAUCAUUGUAUUUGAAGCUGAACUCACACGGAAUAGACAGGAACUAGGACAUCACUCCAGGAAAAUACUGGUUAGUGACUUAUUCCUUAUAUUCUAGCUUCAGGUAUCAACCUAGUGGUCAAGCUGGGGGCGCGACCGCUACAGUGGCGCUGCGAGCCUGACUGUGCCUGCUUUUGUGGGCAUUUUAGGCCAAUUUCUGAAAAUUAAAAUUGGGAUAUUGAUUGAUUGUCUCGCGGUGAGCAAGGCCCCCCGUAUUCGCAUCGGACGUGCAUUUCCCUAUGCCCCGCUGCGUGGGGGGAAACGGUCGCCGCUGGAGAGGGUAAAAUCAGGGAGGAAAUUGGGGUGAUUUUGGUAGAUAGGGUCCAGUUAUUAGGGUCCUGUCGAUUUAUAUAUAUAUUCUGUGAAUAUCGGGGAAGGUGGUGUGUAUGUGUGUCCCGAGUUAGACUAGGUAAGUUUGACUUGGGACAUUUUUUCGAUAGUCGUCGCCUCUCUUUUUUGGAGGUUUCCGUCGCGGGGACUGAUGGUAGUUCCGGUACCGUGACGGAAAUUUCCACAAAGGAGAAGGAGAGCACAUGUCGUGGAGUUGUGUGUUUGUUGUCGUUGUUUGCUAUUUAUUUCUGUUUCUUGUUGUGGCUGUGUGUUUUAAGUCAGUGUGAUUGUAAUUUUUACGUGUGUUUUUGGUUGUUUUGGUGAUUUUGGUGUCGUUUUGUGAGUGAUUUGUGAUUGCACUAUUUGUGUUAGGGUGCAGGGUGCGGAAGGGUAAGGGUGGUACGGCUGGGCCGGAAGACGGCACGGAGCGGGAUCCACGUAGCGGGGCUGCCGCGGAGGGAUACGUUCCGACCUCACUGCUGGCACAGACGCCAUCUUGUCCUCCAUCGUUGAGCAAUCGUCGACCAAUUCAUUUUUACGGACGAAAAAAUUGAUUUGAGAACCAAUUUGAGCAGAGGAAGGUGUGGAAAGUACAGAAAUAGGUAGGAUUUUAAUCAUACUAUUUUCCGAUUAGUAUAUUUGUGGUGUAGUGGUUGUUUUAGCGUGUUGUUUUGCUCCUCGAAGUUGGGUUUAUUGUUAGGCAUAUCUAGAUUAGAUCUAGAACACGGGCAGCCCCACUCGUUCACUUUCGAGUGGGGUAGGAAGUGUGUGUGUGGAUAUACGGUGUUGGGUGUUUGCGACGUAGGUGGCGUAGUGUGUGAACCCACCCACUCACUGUAGUGGGGAGUUCAGAAAAAAAAAAAAAAAAAAUCAAAGAAAGAAAAAGAAAGAUUAUUUGAGAGAGAGUGUGGGGUGACUCGGUGUGCAUGAAAUAUUUUGUGUGCUGAACUUGGACUUCAGUGUGAUAUCACUGAUAGAACCAGCUUCGAGGAUUACUAAAAUAAAUAGGUAAAUUAAUAAAAGACAAGUUAGGCUUAGAGUUUAAUAUAAAUAUUUUUAGAACUAAAAUCAUUCUUUUUGGCAGUGCUAGCGCAAACUAUUAACAACAGCCGGACUAAACUAAUCUAAUUAAUAAUAAAAGCUAGACUUUUAUACCAUAAAUUGGGUUCGCUUUUGGACCUAAUUUUUUGGGAUAGCUUUUUGGAUAACUUUAGCAGGUUUUUUGGUCGGGCUAAUUACUGUGCCUAACCAUUAACUGUUAAAGGUAUAUUUUUGGACUUAUACCGGUUUUAUAAUUUUAGUUGCUAAAAAUAAAAGAAUUGUUAUAAAAUAAAUUGGGUCUGCAUUUGGACCUAAUUUUUUGGGAUAGCUUUUUUGGAUAACUUUAGCAGGUUUUGGUCGGGCUAAUUACUGUGCCUAACCAUUAACUGUUAAAGGUAUAUUUUUGGACUUAUACCGGGUUUAUAAUUUUAGUUGCUAAAAUUAAAAGAAUUGUUAUAAAAUAAAUUGGGUCUGCAUUUGGACCUAAUUUAUUGGGACCACUUUGGGAUAAAUUUAAGUAGGUUUUUGGUCGGGCUUAUUGUGCCUAACCAUAAACUGAUUGGGGUAUAUUUUUGGACCUUUUUUGUAAUUUAGUUGCCAAAGGGAAAUAAAAGAAAGAAUUUAAUAAGAUUGGGUUAGAUUGAGACCUAGUUUUAGAAUAGCUUUUGGAUAAUUUCAACAGGGGUUUGGUUGGGCUCAGUAUUGGGCCUAACUGAACCUUGCUAGGAUAACACCAAUUAGGGUAAACACAACAUGGACGGGGAAGAGAAAAUCCCCAUUAAUGUGUGCUCCUUUGAGGAGUUUAGGUCGCUAGGGCUAAGCUCAGCCCUAGCCGGGAUAAUUCAGGGGGUCAGACUGGACCAUGGGGAGAUAACCCCUGAGCUUUUUGAGAGCAGUCCAGUGCUGUGUAACAAUCGAGAACUAGCCGCACGAGUGGACUUUUCGGGGGGCACCCAGGGGGGAGAAUCUAGUAUUUUCAUUACUCCCAGGGGGCGCCCCACCAUGAGCACCCCUCGCAGGGAACCCGACCAGAAUGGGGCGGGGCCAGGGGGUGCUUACCCAUAUGAUCAUUAUCCACCUCCUGCGGCAAGCCAGUCUAGUGGGUCCUGGGGCGCCAGCCCUUCGCACCUCCGGGGAGAGAGGGGGCCCCAGCCCCCAAGCACCCGAGGGGCAGGCAUGGGGGGUGGUGUAGAGCCGAGGGUCAGACCCAGGCAUCUAAUAGGUGAAGAGGCUAAUGAGGCCUAUGCGAAUAGAUGCGGGCAGGUAAGUGGUGACUCGAGCGAGUGGUCCGGGGGUGAUGACUUCCCCGCUAGGCAUCCCUCCCUGGGGGGGAGGCAGGGGAUAAGUAUAAGGACCAGGGUAGGAGAUGGGAGGGGCUCCUCAGCCCCACCCCCUACCCCAGACUACAGCGCAAGGAAUGUGCGGGCGGGUAUGACACGCCCAGCCCAGCACAGUUCGUCUUCGCCGCCUAGUAGCCCGGCUGCGUCACCUGCGAACUCUAGUGCUUCCUCGGGAAGGGGGACCGGCGGUGGGUUACCUUAUUACACGCUGCCAAAGUCCCUCACUUUCGACGGCAAGGGUAACUGGAGGGCUUUCUUCAGAAAGUUCUCCGCCUUUGCUGAUCACCAUAAUUGGACUGCAAUGGAGCGCGUAAGCCAGCUAUACUGGGGCCUGAAAGGGAAGGCUGAAGAUUAUUUGCUAAUGGUCUUGGACCAAGAGCCAAAUAUGCCAUAUGCAGGUCUAGUGGCCCGGCUGCAGCACAGGUUCGGGGAGGAAGGGCUCUCUGAAUCUGCUCAGCUGGAGUUUGUGGCAGCCAAGCAGGGACCCACUGAAUCCCUGCCAGACUGGGCAGACCGGGUGCUCCAGCUAGCAGCGCGUGCUUUUCCAGGGGUCAAUGGGUCCUACCCGAAUAGACAGGCGGUCCUUCGCCUGUGCCAGGGCGCCCUCAACCGAGAGGCGGGGUGCCACGCGCUUACGCGGAAUCCAUCUACCGUGAAUGAGGCGCUUAAGUAUAUUGAGUGGCACCAACACGUGCACCGCGCAAUGUACGGGCGUCCCAAGGCAGUGUCUAAGGCUAGUGAAGGGGAGGUCCGUAAGGUGGAACUACCCCAAGGGAACAAUGCAGCCCUUGAGCAAAGGUUGGUGAACCUAGAACGCAAGACCGAUGAACGCUUGGGCCACAUCGAGCGGGAUCUGCAGCGUCUGGGUGGUUUGGAACGGGACCUCAAGAAGGUCCUGGAGGCUAUCCAGACUAGGCCCCAACUAGCGCGUGAACGCGGGAGGUCACCCGGUCGGGACCGGUGCUAUGAGUGCGGCGGGAUUGGCCACUACAGGAACAAUUGUCCUUCGGUCCAGGAAAACAGGGCCAAGGUACAAGUUUCCUUUGUAGGGGACCAGGAGGAGGAAAACUCCAGCGGGUCGGAGGAGCUGGCCAGCCCCCGGCCCCCACCGCCAGAGGCCAAAUAGAGGGUUCCAAGCUAGCAAGCAGCUCAGAGGGGCCAUCCGUAGGCUCAUCUGAAGGAAUAACAGAGGGCGUGUCGGAGCGCCUGAUAGUCCCAGGGAAUAAUGUAACCGGAAUAGCUACUUAUGUAGAGGCUGCGGCGGGGGAUCCAGUUGGUCCCUUGAACACCCGAAUAUCAGACCUGGGUGAAGCCAUUCUGGAAUCAGUUCCAGAUGCUCUCCCAGGGCUUGGGUGUGCAAGCGAGAUUAAAGAGGUAGUGGUAUGUAGGUUGCAGUCGCGCUCUACUCUCAAGGUCUCAGUUGUUAUAGGGGGGCAGCCAGUAAGCGCAGUUGUCGAUACCGCAGCCGAGGUGUCCAUCAUCUCGGAUAGGCUCCUGCAGUCACUGGACCCCCAGCCCCCUAAACUGAGAGAAGUGAUCCUACAUGCAGCGGGACGGGAUAUGAAGAUGAGGGGGACAAUUGUCGGUCCCCUUCCCAUAGAGUUUGGGAACCAGACGUUCUCGGAGGAAGUAUAUGUAGCUCCUAUAGCUGAUCAUAUGCUCCUGGGGUUAGAUUUCCUCAGCAAGCGCAAGGCUGCGAUUCAUCUCCAAGAUCCGCAUAUGCAGUUGGGAGGUCAGAGAAUUCCGCUUUGGUAUAGUGAUGACCCUGGGCGGCAGAUCGCCCGGGUUCAUUUGCACAAGCGAGUAAUUGUUCCUCCGAAUGCAGUCAAGCGGAUCACCGGCAUUAUAGACCAACGUUUAGGGGAUUUCAUGUUUAACCCUUAGGAUGGCUUACUGCUCCUAGUUCCCGGUUCGGUUUACAGGGCUGGGAAAACGGAACCUAUCUGAUAGGUACCUUAAGGUAACCUGCUCUGAGGUGCUGGGGGAAACUGAAAAAAUUGAAGGGAAGGGAGACGGGAUCGCUCCCUGUUGAAAAAUGGGUUCACCUGGAUCGCGUUUCCUCUACCAGAUUACAGGCAAGCAGCCGUACUAUCGGGGCUACUGGCAAAGUCCUGAUACUGCAUCUGCGGGGAGAAGACGGAAAAACUUCCGAUGUCCCCUCUAGGAUUGUAAGAGAAGCGACCAGGACGAGGGCCAACAGACAUCAGCGGGUUCAUAUCCACUGUUGUACUCUUGGGCCUCUAGAGGUCGAGGCUUGGGGAGAAACUUUCCCCAAUACCUACUUUAGCUUCGGCUGCAAGGUGAAGCAUUUCACCGGGGAGCAGCUGGAUGCAUUGAGGAAGGUUCCUCUCUCCAAGUUAUUGCUGGAGACUGAUUCUCCAUAUCUUCCCGUAGGGGGGGUCAGAUGUAUGACCCCUGCAUACAUCGGGGAGGUGGGAGAACUUGUCGCCUCAGCUAGGCGCAUAGGUUUCCUCACCCUCAUGGAGCGUGCUCGGAUUAAUCAUCUGGCGCUCUAUGGGGUGUAGUGAGGGUAGGAAAGGGGAAUGGAGGAACUUUGUCCUCCAUUUUUUACGAAGGGAUUCUGAUUCCCUUUGCAGUUUUUGGGGUUAGGUUAGCGCGUUUAGGACCCUACAUGUUUUCUGUACAGGAGGAGACCAGCUGGGUCGCCUCCUCUUUGUGUCUUUUGUGUUCGUUGUCUGUUUUCGUCUAUCUCUUUUUUGUAUAUUUAGGCCAUGUAGGAAAUGCUUCAUGGUCCGCUUUGGAGGGGAGUGUUUUAAAUGGCCCUUUUCGCAUAAUGGCAGCGCUGACGCCCCCUUCCUGCACCUGGGGGACCUAGGUUGGGUACUGGUGCUCCAGUUUCUCAACCGAACGGGAAUGCUAUGUAUUGCACAGCCCGGGUAUGAGGGUGCCAAGACAGGGGAGGGCCAGCGGCAGCCCACUGCUAUGGGAAAGUGGAGCUUUCUGGGAAGGGGGGACCCUCCUGGGAUAUGGGUUUUUGUAUGGGUUUUAUAUUUUUUAUAUAUAUACCAUUGUUCUAUAUGUUUUGUAUGGGUUUUUUAAGGAACCUCAAAACUUUAGGUUUUUAGGUGUUAUUACGGGUUUUUACCGUUUUCAUGUUACGGGUUUUUAAAGUUUAAAGUGUUGAACAAGUUUUUAGCACAGUUGUGCCAAGUGUUUUGGAUAGUUUUGGAGUUUUUAUUUAUAUAAGACACAGGACUUGUUUAUGGCUGAUUACGGGUAUUAAAUUAUAAUUAAUUUUUGGGAAUGCAGACUUGGGACAACACAAUGCUGCAUAAGUACUUUUUGCCAAAUUUUAAGGAGCAUUGUGUACAUAAAAGACCAAAGGGAAUUUUGAAAUGGGCUUGUAUUUACUCAUGCCCAGCUGGGGGAUAAGGUCUCCUGGUUGGGGAGCCUAGGGAGUGGAAAAUUUUUUCCUCCCUUUGUCUGGUUUGGAUAGCGUCCAUUUGGGUUGGAAACUCGAGGGACCGAGUUUUAUAGAACGGGGGGGACUGUUGUAGUAAGUCACCCCACCCCCCAUAUAGGUCUUCCACCGGGAGAUGGCGCUGGACCCCUUUUAGACGCUGGAGGACGUUGGAUCCCUUGGAUCAUUGUAUUUGAAGCUGAACUCACACGGAAUAGACAGGAACUAGGACAUCACUCCAGGAAAAUACUGGAGAAAGAGAGGGAGACACAAACCACCUGUCUCGGUGUCACACAUGAGGAGUUGAGGAGGAGAUGAAGUCAGUGAAUAUGACCUGGCCUGGGGGAGUUUCCAGAAGAAGGCCCAGAAUCGCUGGAUGCCAGGAGUGGAGAUCCUUCGUUGCUGCCCUACAUGAUAGGAGGCAUCGGGCAGUAGAUGCUGUAAUUUGAAACGGAAGGUGUCCUGCCAAUAAAUUUUCAGCCCACCUGAACUGCCUUGCCUGCCUGCACCCAGUCAUCUGUUCCUGAGCAUUUUCAUUUUCCUCUAUUUUUCAUCAUCGUUUGUUUCGGCCUGUAUGAAGUGAAUUUCACAUUGAUUGGUGGAGCUGCUAAGUUGGCAUUACAGGGCCACGCCGGGGUAUGAUCCUUUGGGUUGAACAUCAUGACUGCUAGUUGGUCGGCAAAGGUGAUGGGAUCGAUCAAUGUCACAUGGAGUAAGAUCGAUACCAAUCUGCUUUGCUACAUUUCGAACAAUCUUAUACGGAUACGGAUAUUAUUGCGACAGGAGUACUGCUCGAUGUGGUCAAGCCUAUUUGACAAAGCAUUAUGGUGUUAGUCAUGUUAUCAGAAACCGAUUUUUCAAAAUCACGGAGUUGCUUCAAUUUAGUAUCGAUAGAUAUUUCAAGAACGUGUAGACUAGUGAGCUUUUCAUCAAGAAUUUCACGCAAUUUAUUUUCGCGCUUAUCCAUGUCAUCAUUGAGUUUUUGUCUCUCGCGUUCCAUUGCCACGGCCACCACUCUUUGAACGACUGUAUCAAUAUGAUCUAGGUAUGCUGGGCUUUGUUUAGAUCCAGUUAAUGAUGAAGCAGAGGAUUGUGUACAUGCGUUAGCCGAGUGCAAGCGGCCUCUUGAUCUGGUGGAUAUCUUAGACAUGUUAGAGAUUACGUAAUGAUAUAAUUGAAAAGUGGGAUGGGCUGUGCAUCUGCCAACUCACCAGUCAACCAAUUAGAGACGGCCUUCCAAAGUGACACAGCACGAAAAUAUCAAUAUGGGACUGGUCUAGUCAACACAUAGAUCCUGAAAAAACCAUGGAGACCGCAGACGCAAAAUGACUUCCAUACAUAAAGAUAUGAUGCACAAUCUCCAGUAGGUUCAAAACACUGAACACAUGCUAUGCUGAUACACAGACUAUCAUAAGAACUUUAUCAAGCAAAGGAAAUCUGGUAUGAAAUCUCUCAGCUCACAUAAAAAGCCUACGUAGCUACAUGUAGGGAAGAAAAUGCGUAAUUGCUGAGAAAUGAGCAAAAUAAGCAUGUAAUUCUAUCAAAUGUCAGGUAUUUUUCGAAUCGAUUAUAAUACACUGUCCCACAUAUGCUUUUCUGUGUUUACAGCGAUUUUAAGUUUAAAAAUUCAUGAUUUUACAAAGAUACAAGUUUACAUUAAUGUAGCAGAUGUAGAUUAUGUACAAUAUAUUGACAAUUAACUUUGAUUUUAUAGAUUUUCUCAAGAAAUAAUUGUUUGCUGCAACUACUGUCUUUUCCUUCUAAGUGAUAGUGUAAUACAACAGUUCCACAAACUAUUUUAAUCAGACUUAUUGAUGCAUGAUUCUUUCACCCAAAUGCAAGCUUCCAUAAAUCCUGAAAACUUUGCAACUCAGGUAUUUUUUUUUUUUACAUACAGUAUAUUUUUUCCUACAUUACAUAGUUGCCUUAAGUUAAUAGCGCACCUCUAGUAGUAACUAUCUUAAAAUGAGUUGGAACAGAAUCCAACAGAAUUACCAGCAAAGUGUAUGUAUAUAUAAAAGAUGUGUGCCAAAAAGCUCGGGAAGAAAAUGUGUAAUUGCUGAGAAAUGAGCAAAAUAAGCAUGUAAUUCUAUCAAAUGUCGGGUAUUUUUCAAAUCAAUCAUAAUACACUGUCCUGUCCCACAUAUGCUUUUCUGUGUUAGUGAUCAUCAGAAUUAUUGAUUUUAAGAUCAAAAUUCAUGAUUUUACAAAGAUACAAGUUAAAAUUAAUUUACCAGGGCCCCGUCUUACAAAGAGUUAUGAUUGAUGCGAUCAAUCGCAACUAUGGACGGUCAGCAACGUUAACAUCUAUUAAGCAUGUUUGUUCAAAAUAUUUUCUAGCUACAUGUAUGAUGUAUGUUCAUGCAUUCAUUGUUUUCUCAAAAAUUCGCUGCGUUUCUCUUUGCAUACAAAGGACAUUGUGCAAAUUUUUUGUAGAAAAAAAUUAUGACACUGAUGGAUUUCCAUAGAGUUAUGAUUGAUCGGAUCAAUCGUAACUCUUUGUAAGACAGGGCCCAGAUCUAGAUUAUGUACAAUAUUUUGACAAUUAACCUUAAUUUAAAAGACUUUCCGAAGAAAAAAUUGUUUGCUGCAACUACUGUCUUUUACCCCUGGCCCUAAGUGAUAGUGUAAUACAACCCAAACAUUUCAUAAGAAUUAAUGUACAUGUAUGAUUCUUUCACCCAAAUGCGAGCUUCCAUAAAUCCUGAAACUAUUCCAACUCGGGUAUUUUUUUUUUACAUACAGUAUAUUUUUACCUACAUUACAUAGUUGUCUAAAGUUGAAGGUAUAUUUAAUUACAAUUUCAACGAAAAGCUUUAUUCUUGGAGAUCAUUAUGCCUCUGUUAUGUAUUAAUGUGUAUUUAUACAUGUACAAUUGUAUGUAUUGGUAUAACCAUGGACCUAUUACGAAUGGACAUUCAACGAAUCCACUCCUUUGACACAGAGACCGUCGCCGCUAAUCCUUUUAUAAACAGAGCGCUGGCAGCUGACACCCAUCAAGCCGGUCGUAAAACAUGCUCUCACUGA
This is a messenger RNA of Lytechinus pictus (painted urchin), 9223 nucleotides long. RefSeq lists its product as uncharacterized. The transcript is spliced from 3 exons. Gene Ontology annotation, molecular function: zinc ion binding; nucleic acid binding. The record is from RefSeq and is a predicted model, not a curated record. NCBI's taxonomy places the organism in Eukaryota, Metazoa, Echinodermata, Echinoidea, Temnopleuroida, Toxopneustidae. Bases 2189 to 3901 code for a protein of 570 amino acids.